AUGUCGCCGACCGCGUCCGCCGCCGGUCGCGUCCUCGACAUCUCGGAGACGCUCACCGCGCCCGGGAAGGUGGACCUCGCGGCGACGCUCGCCCGCCUGCGCGAUCUCGACGCGCUGCUGCGACGCCCCGGAGACGACGGCGACGCCGCCGCGCGCGCCUUCUGCGAGGGCCCCGAGGACGCGCCGGCGCGAUCCGCGCUUCGGUGGUCCGUCGCGAUGCUGUCCAAGCGCGACGGCGACGAUCUUCGCGCCGGCGGCGCGCGCGCGAGACCGCUGACGCACCUCCAGGCGGCGACGCUCCAGAUCCUGGUCAGCGUCAGCGGCGCGGACCACCGAUCGCAGUUUGGUCACCGCUCGCGCGACGGAUCGCAUCUCGAGUGGCCGACGCGCCGAGGCCUCGCGCUCGCGACGCGUCGAUGGCGCCCGGACGUGGACGUCCCAACCGGCCUCCUCCCGCCGCUCCUCGCGCUCGCGACGGAGACGGACGCGCGCACCGCGCCGCAGGUGCGGAUGCGCGCGCUGCAGCUCGCGGGAUCGCUGACGCGCGACGCGCGCGUGCCGCCGCGGAUGGUCGCGGGGGGGUGGCCGACGGCGGCGGCGAAAGCGUUGGAGCGGCGGCCGCGGCCGGACUUCUCGGAGGACGAGAGCAAGAUGUUCGUGUACGAGCGCGAGGCGUGGCAGCGCGUGGACGAGGCGUGCGCGGGCGUGGAGCCGGAAAACGGCGAGGAGGGGGAGGACGACGACGACGAAGACGCGGCGGACGAGGACCGGCGCGCCGGGUCGAGGGAAGCCGGCGCGUCCGCCGCCGCCGCCGCGCCGGCUUCGGGCCCCGGCCCCGGCCCCGGCCCCGGCGCGCGCGUCCUCCCGACGCCGCCGCCGUCGAGACCGCUGACUCGGGAAGCGCCGGCGCCGGAACCGCUGACGUGGCGCGUCAUGCCGGAGGCGGGCGAGCGCGAGCUCGAGGACGGCGACCUCGCCGCGUCCGACGCGGGGAGUUGGCGCGGGCAGCUCGUGAGGAUCGCCGGGCUCGCGUCGCGGCCGGACGCGAACGGGAAGCUCGGAUACGCGCAGGGCGUCGGGAGCUCGGAGGGCAGGAUCGCGGUGUUGAUUAACCCGUUGGGGGUGCAAGGCCACGGCGAAGCCGCGGAGAUGUUGUCCGUGAAGAGGGAGCGGUGCUCGGUGGUGGAGGGAAGGAAGCAGCCGGCGGGCGGCGGCGUCGGCGGAAGCGGAAGCGGCGGCGGCGUCUUGUGCGACGGUGAAACCGUUCUCGAGGUGCCGUUACGAGAGCUUCGCGCGCGGAUCGCGGCGAAAGGCCCGACAUCGCUCGUGGAAGGCGAGGAAAUCAUCCUCGAACGCCUGAGCGAGGGACGAAAAGCGCUCGCGUGCGAGGAUUUCGAGACGGCGUCGAAACGGUUCGAAGACGCGCUCUCGACGUCCACGGAACUGCACGACCACAAGAGCCUCGUGCGCGCGCACAUCAUGUGGCUCUGCCACACCGCGCGCGCGGGCAUGGGCAUCGACGCCACGUCAUCAGACACGUCAUCAGACGCGUGUUUGUCGGACGCGUACGCGAGCCGAGCGAUGGACGUGCUGGAGUUCCGGUUAGACACGACGUUCCGCGACGCGCGCCCCGGCGAGCGCGUCGUCCCUUCGCUCUUCGAGAUGGCCGACCCGGAAGAGCUCGCGUUCUUCACCGUCCUGUGCGUCGCGUGCGAGGACCCGGUGCCGGAGCUCAGCGCGUUCCUCGGGCCGUCGCUGACGCUUCGACUCGCGAGCGACGUGUUCUUGCCGCGGUUGUUCAAGACGGACGGCGUCGGCGCCGCGGAGGACUGGCGCCGUCUCGACGUCGCGUUGCGCGUCGUGGAGACGGAGUGGCGGCUCGGCGCGAUCGCGACGGUGUGGCGCGAGGGCGGCGUCAACGGCGAGCGCGGCGCCGCGGAGGUCGCGCCCGUGCCCUCGGGCGUCGUGGAGCGGUACAAGGCCGCUCGAGCGUUGUUCCUUCGCGCGUACUACGCCCUUCUCGUGAAGAAGUUCGCGCCGGGCGAGACGGACGACGAGAAGCGCGCGCACGCGACGUCGUGGUCGAAGGAGAUGCGAGCGGUGGCGCAGGUGAACCCGUUCGUGUUGUCGUUCGUGUCGUCGGGGUACCGCGACGUGCUCUCGGAUUGA
Molecule: messenger RNA, 2169 nt
Organism: Micromonas pusilla CCMP1545
Lineage: Eukaryota; Viridiplantae; Chlorophyta; Mamiellophyceae; Mamiellales; Mamiellaceae
Exons: 1
Coding region: 1-2169 (722 amino acids)
Source: RefSeq, a predicted model, not a curated record